This is a messenger RNA of Akanthomyces muscarius, 495 nucleotides long. RefSeq lists its product as uncharacterized. The record is from RefSeq and is a predicted model, not a curated record. The transcript has a single exon. NCBI's taxonomy places the organism in Eukaryota, Fungi, Ascomycota, Sordariomycetes, Hypocreales, Cordycipitaceae. Bases 1 to 495 code for a protein of 164 amino acids.
AUGCCAGAAAAGUUCAAUUCCAAAAACUUGGCCUACACCUCCAAGGCCCCUCCCUUCCUCGCAGCGCUCCAGGCACAAGCAGCAGGCCACGGCGGCCCUGAUCCUAUCACCGCCGGCCGCAGACGAGCCGGCAAGAAACGCUCCGACAGCGAAGAGGCUGAAGACGUGCCUUUGGUGGUGGACGAGCGCGGCAAUACGCUAGCGCUCGAGGUGGACAAGGAUGGUGAGGUGGCUUCCGGACAGCACGAUGGCCCGAGGCAGGCCAACGCCGACAGGGAGGAGGUAGAGGGCAAGAGGGAGGUGAAUGUGGCAAUAUCCAUUGGUGGGAGGAAGAGGAAGGCUGGCAAGGUUGUGGGCGGUGACGAGGCCGGGGAGAACGAUGGGAAGAAUCUUGUCAAGGGGGAGAUGAAUGACGGGAAGAAGAAAGACAGAAUGGGCUCCACGAAGCCUAAGAAAAAAGCCAAAACGAUCAAGCUCAGUUUUGAUGAGGACUGA